Messenger RNA from Hirsutella rhossiliensis, 3291 nucleotides. RefSeq names its product mediator complex subunit MED14 domain-containing protein. The record is from RefSeq and is a predicted model, not a curated record. Gene Ontology annotation, molecular function: transcription coregulator activity. Bases 1 to 3291 code for a protein of 1096 amino acids. Lineage: Eukaryota; Fungi; Ascomycota; Sordariomycetes; Hypocreales; Ophiocordycipitaceae. Gene Ontology annotation, biological process: regulation of transcription by RNA polymerase II. The transcript has 3 exons. Gene Ontology annotation, cellular component: mediator complex; core mediator complex.
AUGGAGCCAGGAGGCCAAAAUGGCUCACGCACCGACCACGACAGGGACCGCGGCGCCAACGGAAUCAACGGUACGGGCGCUCUGUUGGCUGCGCCUGAGAAGGACAAGAUGGCGACCGCAAAGGAUAAUGGCCCCGUCAACGGGGGGGGCGCAUCGGAACGCUCUCGGGAACCAACUUCGACCGCGCCGCACCCGAGAAUGAACGAUCUUCCCGAGGAGAUUGUCCACAUUACGCAUGGCUUCGUCCCGCUGUCUCUGUUGCUCACGCGGCUGGCCCAGGUGACGCACAACUCGCUCCAAGAAAAGAUCGCAGAGCUUGCCAAAAUGCCUCUGCCUGCGACAGCCGUCAAUGGCAACUCGGCCUUGGCGGCUGGCGGCGGCCCCGACGACAGCUCGAGUGAAAAUCUCCGCAAGAAGGGCAACCUGGCAAGCUUCGCGCAGGAUUUGCAUGGGAAAUGGCUCAAGGCCCUCGUCAUCACCGAGUGGAGCAGGAAGUCGGAAAUGGUCAGCAAGCUCAUCGACCUCAAGUUUCACAUCGACCAGCAGAGGAUACUAUACGACUCGUCUCUCGAUAACAUCGUCAAUGUUAAACGCGACUUGACUUUUGCAAGGAUGCCAAGUCCAGACCUGAAGACGGCGCUGCAAAUACUGUCCACAGGAAAAGCGCCCUGGAUGCCCGACCUUAAUUACCUGGACCCAGCUCCCUUGACCCCAAGCGAGCAGCUCAAGUGGAUGAACGACCUGAACACACUGUUGUCGUUGAGGCUGAACCUCGAGGACUACGACAAGAUACCGUACCAUUUUCGCAACUACGAGAUAGGGUCUGGACGGGUAACAUUCAAGGUUGACGGCGAAUUCGAGGUCGACCUGACGAUUGCCGAUGAAGACUUCGAGAAGCAGUUUUGGUUCAUCGACUUCAGAUACGCCUUCAAACCCGCGGCAGCGUCUCUUCCCGAAUCCUUGAGGACAUACUUGGAAGGCUGCGUCAACGAAGCGCUUAACAAAGACGGGCUGGCAGGAUGCUACCAGUUUCUGCAUGAAUUUGUUCUAACAUCCAAGAUCAACGAGCUGAAACGUCAAGCCAUUCAGCUGGGCAGAAACUCGUGGACCGGGACCCUUGCGGUUGAGCCAUUGAACCGGGCCUUGGCAAUCCAGUACUGGACGUCACGAACGGCGACAACGGGAACCAAGAGCUGGGUUCUGGUGGCGGUCAAUAGCGGCCGCAGACCAAAUGGCAGGGCUGAUCCGAAAGCAACAAGCUUCAUUGUGGCAAAAUGGUAUCGGGACAACAAGGAGGUCAAGGACAUUGACAUUGAGCUGGACGUGAAUCACGUCUCGGCAGAGUCUCUCUUGACCAACGUCGUUGGCCGGCACAUUGAAUACAUCCUGACAGGCAUUCACGACAAACUCCUGACUACACCCCGGUUCAAGAAUCGGGAAGCGAGCAUGGUACUUGACGUGUCCAAGUCAGAUCCGGCGGUUUCAUGCUUGUCGAUACAAGUGGGAUAUAGUGACACGGCAACUCUGGUGCUGGAGCCAAUGGCAGGUGUAUUUGCCGUCAAGCCGCACUCAAAGUUCACGGUCCAAUCCGAGCAUCAGUUGAACAAUGGCAAGAAUCUUGCCGAGGACGGUGCAAACUGUCUGGAAAAUGUCCGCUGUGCAGUCAUGGAGGACGAGCUCAAUCGGCGCGGAAGCUCAAUGGGCUGGUUUUCGCGCAAGUCGCCUUUAACUCUCGAGGAAACGAAGUCGGUGACCAAGCUUCGCGACUGGAGUCGCGCCAUCUGGCUUCAGAAAGACGGCUGGGGCGCGAGCUGGUUCGUGGUGGUAUUCCUGGGUCUCGGCGGGGACGAAUGGUGGCUCAUUGAAGCGAACCGUGGCGAGUCGAACCGCGCCCUCAAAUUCAAGACCAAGCUGCCGCUUCACAAGGGCCACCCCGACCAGUCAGAGGCUUUCUGGAACAACCUGGCGCUGUUCACGACGGGCAUCAUCACGCAGUCGGUUGACGUACGAGAGCUGCAUCGACAUAGGAUCAAGAGCAAGUCGAGCGACAGUACGGACUCGUCGCUCUCGCAGCAAGUGCGGCUGCCAUCGAUUGAGGUUUCACUGUCCGCCUUGUUUCCCUCCAUGAUAUCGUCCGGCAAUUCGAAAGACGGAACAGCCGGAAACACGCGCGAAGGCGACCUCACGGCUGAUAACGUCGAGCUGUUGUCGCUCAUGCAAAAAUACACCGGGACAAGCCUGACGCUCAAGCAGGCUUGGGCGGACAACAUUGUGCUCAUCAACUUCAAGGGCAUCCAGUCUCUGUCAGCAACCUCCGAUGAGACUGGUGCAGAUGGUUCCCCGGUGAGCGAGCUCAUCUGCGUCUCCGACGCAGUCGUCAAAGUCCGGAGGCCCGCGACGUUUGUGGCGUUGAAGGGCAUGGUCGACCACGACGUUUCCUACAAUCCCCGUCGGGGCGAGUUCUCGCUGCGAAUUCGGAGGCCUGUGGGGAAACCGAUCUUCGGCGCCCUCAAAACCCGAAUCAAGGCCAUCGACCGCUUCGUCAACUUUUUCGAGGCCGUCACAAAUGCCGGCGGGGCCGUCAAGACCGAGUCGAUGACGUUGAAACGGGUCACCUUCUGCUACGGCGCAAAGCCCAGGCAGGGAGACGAGGGAGUCGAGAUAUUCAAACCGUGGCGCGUGUCGCUGGAUCUCUCCAGGGACGAGAUCGAGGUUGAGAUGGACAGCGGCAAUCCGCACCUCCGCGUCCUCGACCUCAUGAGGCGGCUCGUCAAUAGCGAUGGCGGGAUCGGGGCGUUGACGGCUUGGCUGCCGGCGUCGCUCCCCGCCCUUGUGGCCGUCGACGAGCUGCAGACGAAGUGGGACAGCAUUGAAGCGCAAAACCAGGGCCGUUUCGAGUUUGCGAUGAAGGCCAUUGGGUGGAUGAGGAUUGGGUACAGCGGUGCCGCUGCAGAGGGCAUCAUGAAGGAGUGCGUGGUGCUCGAGUUGCGGAUGAAGCUGCGGCGGGGAGAGGCUUGGUGGCACAUCUGGCGGUCCGACGCCGGCGCCCGCGCUUCGCCGCAAGACGAGUUCAACAAGGCGCUGAGGCCCAUCUGGAACGCCAAGGGCGAGGACUGGCUAGGUCUAGCGACGGGCGCCGCAGGUCGGCCCAGCGGCGGCGUCGAGGCCAUGCUCCUGGCCAUUGACGACGCCGUCCGGGCCGUCGUCCUGGACAUGGGGGGCGGCGACUCGUCGGCGCCGCUCAAGGGGCCAAAGCGGGGCGAUGCUCACGACGUCGUUGUCCUGGACUAA